Messenger RNA from Anarrhichthys ocellatus (wolf-eel), 2597 nucleotides. RefSeq names its product thyroid hormone receptor alpha-like. Gene Ontology annotation, biological process: retinoic acid receptor signaling pathway; thyroid hormone receptor signaling pathway; cell differentiation. The coding region runs from base 435 to 1022 and encodes 195 amino acids. NCBI's taxonomy places the organism in Eukaryota, Metazoa, Chordata, Actinopteri, Perciformes, Anarhichadidae. The record is from RefSeq and is a predicted model, not a curated record. Gene Ontology annotation, cellular component: RNA polymerase II transcription regulator complex. Gene Ontology annotation, molecular function: RNA polymerase II cis-regulatory region sequence-specific DNA binding; zinc ion binding; nuclear receptor activity. The transcript has 5 exons.
GAGAGGUAGGGGGGGGAGAAAUAAACAGAGGAGUCGUUCCUCCCAGCAGCCAGUCUGAGGCAGAGAGCCGCUACUGCCUCAGAUAUCUCAGCUGAUGGCAACAGCUCCAGGCUGCGCUCGACUCUUACUGUACUUCACUGUGAUGGACUUGAACGCUCGGGUCACCCGGAGGUGGGUUCGGCGUGGCGGUGGCCGCGGGAUUUGAGGACCUCCUCCUCCUCACAGUGGUUCAUGGAUCAACGAAAGCUUAUAUUAGCCGCGAACACUCGGGCUUUCUGCUUUUGAAGAAGCGGAUCUGUUGCGAUACGAAACAAACAGAGCCACGCGACCGCACACGUGCACUGACUCAGGCUGUUGGGAGGCUGAAACGGUAGAAAAGAGCCUCCGGGGCGACGUUCUUCUUCUUCUUCUGAUAUUCCUGCAAACUGAGCAGCAUGCACAUUUUACAGCCGUACUGCAUCAACAGGUGGCCAGAUGUGCCGAAGAGAAAGAGCAAGAACAGCCAUUGUUCGGGGAAGAGCGUGUCAGCUCUUAGUGCCUCUGUUCCAGGGUACAUCCCCAGCUACCUGGAGAAGGAUGAGCCGUGCGUGGUGUGCGGGGACAAGGCGACCGGCUACCACUACCGCUGCAUCACCUGCGAGGGUUGCAAGGGUUUUUUCCGCCGGACCAUCCAGAAGAACCUCCAUCCAGCCUACUCGUGUAAAUAUGAAGCCUGCUGCAUCAUCGAUAAGAUCACACGCAACCAGUGCCAGCUGUGCCGCUUCAAGAAGUGCAUCAGUGUGGGCAUGGCCAUGGACUUGGUGUUGGACGAUUCGAAGCGCGUGGCCAAGCGGCGUCUGAUCGAGGAGAACCGACAGAAAAGGAAGAGGGAGGAGAUGGUGCGGACGUUGCAGACGCGGCCGGAGCCAAACAGCGCAGAGUGGGAUCUCAUCAGGAUGGCAACGGAGGCCCACCGGCACACCAACGCACAGGGCUCCUGCUGGAAACAGAAGCGCAAGUUCCUGGUAAGCUUCCAGUUUUAAAGCAGACAGAGCCUUCAGGCAGAGAGCCGUUGUGUGAUGAUGAACGCAAAUGUUUCACAAACAAGUCCAUUGCAGUUGACGCGUGGGGGUUCAAUCGCGGCUACUUAAUAUUUAGAAAGGUUUUACAUCAUGCUGGCCUGUAUCCGCUGUGUUCUUUCAACAACAAAGAAAGGAGCAGCAGCAAGUAUAAGAAAGGCCCGCCGAAAAAAAAGAUCUAUCAGUUUAAGUGUGCACUAUAUUUAGAAUAUUUUCACCGCUGCAUCUUGCCGCCACACAGCCCUUUGAAGCAGUUAUCUACGUUCUCUUCAAAGCCACCAGACUCCAUUGACAAAAACAGUCAUUUUACCAUCGUAGAACACAGGAGCUGCUUGUCUAACGUUGCCUCGUAUGUUAUUGUGUGACUUAAGUGAAUCCUAAACUAACUCUCACCAAAGUCACACAAUGACACAAACAAACUAACCGAUCGAGGAAGCGGUAAACCAGCAACUCCCGUGUUCUGCGAGGUCAAAUGAAUUUUUGUCAAAGGAGUAAAGAUACUGUGUGAGAUGAGAGCAACAUAAUCAACGGUUACAGCAGCUUGCUCAUUUCAGUUUCAAAGCAAUAACAGACAUGAUGCACAUUGUUGCUAGAGUUGUGUUCAGUGUGACCUUCACUUUCGGAGGAUGCCCACAGCUUGUGGAAAGUAGUUUCCGCUUCAAAACUCCAGCUCAAACGCAUGAGAGAUGGCUUUUUCAUUUUCAAAAAGGAGCCGUUUGUGUGCCGCCCCAUGUGAGUCGGUUGCACGUGCUGAUGCAUGUGUCUCCACCGCAGACUGUUACCUAAAGGCAAAUGUCAGAUAGCAGUUACCGGCCAACCAGAGUUAAGUUCACAGCCGACAACAGUUGUUGAAGGUCUGCUGGGAUUCCUGCAAGUGACACAGCAGGCUGGGUCAAUCAGAGCACAGCUACUGACUGUUACUGUUACAGCAGCUUCACUGCUUCAGAGAGAAAGAAGAACUGUAUUAAUCCUUCUUGGAGUUUUUAUUUUAGACCCUUUUAUCAUCAGAAAUAUGUGUGCGAGUUUUCUUUUUUCGAGUUAUCAAACUUUAAAUAUUGAAUUUAAACUGUCAACAGCAUCAAAAUGUCGGGUUUUUGCGUGUUUGGUCGUCACAAUCGAUAUUCCAAAAGCCGACUCAAUUGUACAGAAUUCAGACAGGAUCGCAACUGUUAGAGGUGUUUCAGUUCAACUGGUGACCGUGUUAACUGGUGACUUUCAGCCGAACGUUUAUGUGGUUGCUCGCAAUAACUUACAUAAAUGGUCGGCGUAGAUAAUAAACGCGGAUAAAUAUGUAUAUUGAUUAAAGGCUUUCUUGAGGACGCCGACAUGUUCUGUUCGUGUUUUCAACAGCAACCAUGAACGCAUUGAGCUGGGAGUCACCAGUUGACACGGUCACUCGUUAAACCCAAACACCCCCAGGUUUCCCUCCAGUCGUCCAUGUGUUGCUUAAAGCUGUUUCCCUGUCUGCCAUAGCUCUCAAGUUCAAAACAGGAUGGUGUUACAUACCCGCAUUAGGUUUCACUCAGCUAAGAGUGUCAU